AUGGAUCAGUCACGCAAGAGAUUGAUAGCCAAAGUGUUAUCUCGCCCAGCUACGCAAACGGACUCUGAGGAGACAGGCGAAUUCGGUCUCAUCACGCUGAAUGAUCCACCGCUCAUAAGCGCGUCGGUGGACAUCAUCUUCAUACAUGGCCUUGGUGGUGGGAGCCGGAGAACAUGGUCUUACUCGGAUAAUGUAGACCACUUUUGGCCAAAAUCCUGGCUGCCAGUCGACCUUGACUUUCAAGAUGUACGCAUUCACACCUUUGGCUACAAAUCAGACUGGGCCAACAGGCAGCAGAGUGUCCUGAAUAUUCAUGACUUCUCACAGUCACUGAUCGGUGGAAUGAGGAAUGAUCCAAGUAUAUGGCGGGAUAAAUCUGGUAUCAUUCUAGUUGGUCACAGCAUGGGUGGAUGCGUUGCCAAAGAAGCAUAUAUCCUUGCGCGUCAGGAUCCUUGGACACCACACCACGGCUCAGAUAUGGCAAAAGUGCUGGAGAGCAUGCUCAUUGUCGCUUGGGGCAAAGACAAGCCAUUCGUCACCGAUUUGAAGCCCAAUUCAUCCGCUUUGUCGUUAAUCAAUGACAGAUUUCGUUACGUUGCGACGGAUCUGUCUCUAUGGACAUUUUAUGAAACACUGCCUGUUAUUGUUGGACCCAUCAGCAGAAUGGUAGUGAGGAAAGGUGCCGCGAUCCUGGGCUACGAUAAGGAGUGGAUACAGGCGAUGCACGCAGAUCAUCGUCACCUCUGCAAGUUCAACAACCGAAACGAUCCCAACUAUAAAAUACUGCGGAAUGCACUCCACUUUGCAGUUGAUGAAAUCAAGGAUUUUCUUCUGAACACAUUACCAUCAUAUCUUCCCCUUGGGGCCUCAAAUGCCUAUACGUCUAACUUCCCAUUGAAUGAACUCUGCUCUCGUCUGAGAUCUUUUCUCAAGGUAGAUGAUUUCUUUGAAAGUGAGCAUGAGACAAAUCAGGAGCUCAAAGAACCAGGUUCCUGCCUAUGGUUCACAGAAAAGCCAUUCUUCACGAAGUGGAAAUUGGGUGACGGUCCUCAGAUUCUGUGGCUUACUGGGAGACCAGGAACUGGAAAGUCCAUUAUGGCUAGUCAUGUCAUCGACCAACUCAAUGCCCCAGCUUGUCGGAGCUAUUUUUUCUUCGAGCAUUCGUCAACAAACAAGUCCACUCUGAGUGACUGCUUCAGGUCUCUUGCGUUUCAAAUGACAAUGCAAGAUGAUAUGGUUAGGCAAGAGAUUAUGCAGUUGGAGGACGGAGGAAUAGCUUGGGAUAAGGGAAAUGAGACAUCUGUGUGGAUGAAGCUGUUUGUUGGAAGAAUCUUCAAGUUAUCAUUCAGAGUUCCACAUUUCUGGGUGAUUGACGGCCUUGGUAAAUGUGCUCAUUUUAAAAACCUCUUCUCAAAAAGACUUCUAUCAAAGUUAACACACAAAAAGAAUCUGCGAGUCUUUUUCACAAGCCGUGGUACAGAGGGAAUUGAGCGUGGUAUAGCUUCUCUUGGAUCCCAGGUUAACCCACAGUUAAUGUCAAACACUGAUACACUCGAUAAUAUUCGGCUUUUCCUAACCACCAAGCUCAAGGAGCUGAAUCGUUUAGAGAGUGACGAGGCCCAAAACAGUAUUUGUGAGAAGAUACCCAAAAGUCGGCUGGAUCUUUUCUCUGGCAGAAUGCUAGAAUCAAUCGAGAUUGACAGAACCAAUAUUGGUCUUGCCAAGUCUAUCCUGACUUGGGUUCUCACAGCAUGCCGUCCGUUGACAACAGAUGAGCUGCGCUGUGCGGUCAAGCUAGAUCUCAACCAAACACUGCAAAAUUUGAACAAGGCUAUACCGACUAUAUGUGGACAACUCGUCUUCAUUGAUCAAGCUGACCAUGUACAAAUUAUACACGAAACAGCGAGGGAAUUCCUUCUUGGCAAAGAAAUCUGCUCGGAGCUCGCUGUUCAAAAGAAGCAAAUUCACACUCAUCUCGCGUCUGUUCUUCUACAAUACUUGUCAAAAAGUGGCUUCGAGUCCGAGGGAUGGAACCAUCGAGGUUUAGGGAAGCCAAAAGGGUUCGGGAAGCCUGUUCCUACUACCCUGACCAACUUUGCCCUCGUUGAUUACGCUUGCAAUUUCUUCUCAGAACACAUUUCAAGGGGCUCAUCCAAAGAUGAUGUCUCGAUGAACAACAUUUGUACCUUCUUAAAGGAAAAUAGCGUCCUAUUGUGGAUAGAGCAUAUUGCUCAAAGCCACGACUUAAGCAACAUCACUCGUGCUGCAUUGAACCUUCGCGGAUAUCUGGGGCGCAGGGCAAAAUAUGUGCUUCCAACAGACCCGUCAACUAACCUUGUUGAAGGCUGA
This is a messenger RNA of Penicillium malachiteum, 2349 nucleotides long. RefSeq lists its product as uncharacterized. Lineage: Eukaryota; Fungi; Ascomycota; Eurotiomycetes; Eurotiales; Aspergillaceae. Bases 1 to 2349 code for a protein of 782 amino acids. The record is from RefSeq and is a predicted model, not a curated record. The transcript has 4 exons.